AUGGCUGGCUCACGAUUCUCGUACGUUAAAAACUACGAGAUCGCAGACCCUUUGCUUCCCGGCACGUUCAUACUGGCCAGGGUGGAUGGUCGGGCGUUUCACCGCUUCUCUACCGAACAUGAGUUCACCAAGCCCAACGACGAACGCGCUCUGAAUCUCAUGAAUUGUGCUGCUCGCGGUGUCAUGACGGAGUUUAAUGACAUUAUCCUCGCUUUUGGAGAGUCGGAUGAAUUUAGGCAUCGUUCUUUCUUUGCUUCUACCUCGCUUUAUAAUCGGCGAAUGUCGAAAAUCUUGACAGCACUCACCUCGAUAUUCACAUCCAUGUACAUGUUUCACUGGGCGGAACACUUCCCGCAGAAAGCGCUCAAAUACCCGCCGUCCUUCGACGGAAGAAUAAUCCUGUAUCCGUCCGAGCAAGAAGUCAGGGAUUACUUCGCGUGGCGUCAGGUCGAUACGCACAUCAACAAUCUUUACAACACGGCUUUUUGGGCACUCGUUCAACAAGGCGCUCACAGCACGGCAGAUGCACACGCCGUGCUCCGGGGCACCCUAUCCGGUCAAAAACAUGAGCUUCUAUUCAGCCGCUUUGGUAUUAAUUAUAACGCGCUUCCUGCGAGGCUUCGUAAGGGUACACUGCUCGUGCGGGAAAACGUAACACCUGCUCCUUCGCUCGAUACGGCGUCAUCGAAGAAGAAGAUAAAACGUACCACGAUGAUCGUUGCAUACCAUUGCGACGUAGUGGGAGAAGAGUUUUGGAAGGGUCAUUCGGAGCUGCUGAACCCAUGA
Messenger RNA from Punctularia strigosozonata HHB-11173 SS5, 786 nucleotides. RefSeq names its product tRNAHis guanylyltransferase. The record is from RefSeq and is a predicted model, not a curated record. Bases 1 to 786 code for a protein of 261 amino acids. Lineage: Eukaryota; Fungi; Basidiomycota; Agaricomycetes; Corticiales; Punctulariaceae. The transcript is spliced from 6 exons. Gene Ontology annotation, molecular function: tRNA guanylyltransferase activity; magnesium ion binding. Gene Ontology annotation, biological process: tRNA modification.